AUGAGCCUGUGGCAAUUGCCCGGGCUUUGACAUAAAAUUCACAGCUUUUCUGAUGUGCUCCCUGCUCAGUCCUUGUGGCUGACUUUCUUCCCCUGCCUUUCACGUUGUCCAUUUGCACACUACCAACGGCGUGUCGAUGGCUCAAAUGCCGGUCUUCGUCAAGCUGGCCAACCGAUCGAGAAAGCGGUCCCAUCGAGACGCGUCUCUGCUCCACUCGAGGAGACGGCCGUCUUUGCCCACAAUGAUGAAACCCGACGGGAAACUUCGACCUCAUAGCCUAGCCCUCGAGCUUUGCGCUGAUGAAACGUCAUAUUUCUGCUAUCCAUCAAGACUGGCAUCCAGCCCACUCGCCGUCACACAAGCCUUCAUGUCCUCACAGCGUGUGCUAACUUCUCAACACGUCAGCGAUGUCUCGUUCGAGCGGCAACCGACGCUGCGGUCGCGAUCACUCACGUGCGUCGAUGGACCGACACCCUGGACGACACCCUCACCCGCUUGCAUCGACCCGAUACCCGCGCACGAAAGAGUCACUCCCCCUCAACCACAACUCCUUCCUCCUCCCAAACCAGAACGCGCGAGCAUCGGCUUGGAACGUGGACAAGAGCGGGUUGCGAGGUGUGCGCCAGACGUGCAGGGUUGUCGGAAGACGGGGUAUGGCGGUGGAUUUGGGCUCGGCUUGAUGAAUCGUCUCACUGCUAUCCUUCUGUGGAUGAAGAAGAAAGCAGGGUGUGGGCGCGGCAGGCGGUAUAUAUACUUGCGAGAAGCGACAUGAGCGAAAAUUCGAUCUCUGUCAUGGCAAAUGAUGACUCCGGCUCCACUUUCGAUCCCGUGGUUGUAGUUUUUGCAUGUUGACAUUUGU
Molecule: messenger RNA, 859 nt
Organism: Neohortaea acidophila
Lineage: Eukaryota; Fungi; Ascomycota; Dothideomycetes; Mycosphaerellales; Teratosphaeriaceae
Exons: 2
Coding region: 137-772 (211 amino acids)
Source: RefSeq, a predicted model, not a curated record